Neocloeon triangulifer is the source of this 2321-nucleotide messenger RNA. It is a transcript of the gene Dbct, whose product is annotated as lipoamide acyltransferase component of branched-chain alpha-keto acid dehydrogenase complex, mitochondrial. NCBI's taxonomy places the organism in Eukaryota, Metazoa, Arthropoda, Insecta, Ephemeroptera, Baetidae. The coding region runs from base 142 to 1473 and encodes 443 amino acids. Gene Ontology annotation, cellular component: cytoplasm; mitochondrion. Gene Ontology annotation, molecular function: acetyltransferase activity; lipoic acid binding. The record is from RefSeq and is a predicted model, not a curated record. The transcript has 6 exons.
ACUUCACGUCCCCAGCUGAUCGGGGGCCGGUCGUCGUGUUUUUCUCUCUCUCUCAUUUUUGCUUAUUUUCGCCCACAACUUUCGAUUUCCUUUGCAUUUAUUCCCUAGCAUUUGGCCCCUGGGUUGACCUUCGACCCCACAAUGGCUUCCCGAAUCUGUUCGCUGGCCGGAAGAGGCCUCCGACAAAUCCUUUUGCCGAAAUACUCACAACAAUCCUUUGUGCGGAGUUUGCGGGUGUCGCCACACUUGCUGGCCACGGUGCCAUUCAACCUGUCGGACAUCGGCGAGGGCAUCAAAGAAGUGACCGUCAAAGAAUGGUUUGUCGAGGAGGGCCAGAAAGUGGCGCAAUUUGAUAAUAUCUGCGAGGUGCAGAGCGACAAGGCCUCGGUCACAAUCACCAGUCGCUUCGACGGUGUUGUCAAAAAGCUGCACUACAAGGUCGAGGACGUGGCCCUCGUUGGAAAGCCUCUGGUUGACAUAGAAGUUGACGGUUCUGAGGAGGAAAAGUCUUCCAGCUCAUCUUCGAGCAGUUCUUCAGACAGUGACGGUGAAAUAAAGACAACAGCUCCUGAGUUAAGUGCAGAGGAAUUGAUGCCAACUCUUUUCAAAUCCCUGGCAACCCCAGCUGUCCGCAGAAUAGCCAUGGAACACAAAAUCCAAUUGGUUGAUAUCAAUGGAACUGGUAGAGGGGGCAGAGUUCUUAAAGAAGAUAUUUUGGCCUUCAUCGAUGCGAAAAAAGGACCUCCGAAAGUUGUCUGCAAGGCCGAGGAGGACAGGGUCGAGCCCAUCAAGGGUGUCAUGAAGGGAAUGGCCAGAACCAUGACCGCUGCUUUAGAAAUACCUCACUUUGUGUACAGCGACGAAAUCAAUGUUGACAAUCUGGUCAGUGUCCGGCAGCAGCUGAAGGAGGCCUCGUUCAGUCGAGGCGGAGUCAAACUCACCUACAUGCCUUUCCUGAUCAAGGCAGCCUCCCUGGCGCUCAAACACUUCCCAGUCGUCAACUCCUCUGUGGACAGCAAGUGCGAAAACAUAAUUUACAAGGCAGACCACAACAUCGGCGUCGCCAUGGACACUCCUCUCGGACUUGUCGUGCCCAACAUAAAAAAGGUCCAGUCCCUGUCGGUCUUUGACGUUGCUGCCGAACUCAAUAGACUGAUGGUACUUGGCAUGAAAGGCUCCUUGAAGCAGGAGGACAUCACUGGAGGAACAUUUAGCCUUUCAAAUAUUGGGAUUAUUGGUGGAACGUACACAAAACCUGUAAUUCUCCCGCCAGAAGUGGCAAUCGGCGGCAUUGGCAAAAUUCAAAAGUUACCACGAUUCGACUCUACCGGUAAUGUGGUUGCGGCAAACAUCAUGGUUGUCAGCUGGGCGGCUGACCACAGAGUGCUGGACGGCGUCACUAUGGCCAAAUUCUCCAACAUGUGGAAGCACUACGUGGAGAAUCCUCACAGCAUGCUGCUCGACCUCAAGUAAAAAUUGCAGCUGUUUAUAUAUAAUUUUUUUUCUUCAUUUAUUCGAAUCAAAAGCUAUUAUAGAAAUAUAUUUAAAGACUAGGCAAGCUCAAUUUUGCAACCUGCUGAGGAAUGAAAAAGUGCCAUUAUGACAGAUUUAUUUUUAUAUUCUUGCCCGAAUCCUUUGCAAAUUAAUCCCUGCCAAGUCUUGCUCGGUUUAAUGUAAACCAUGACAAGUGUCAAAAUUUCAAAUUUACAAGUCGGAAAGCAGCUCAGGAGAAUCUCGAAAGUGCCUUAUUAUAACAUUAUACAAAAGAAGAAUCUAUUUUUUAAAUUUGUUGCCAUGAUUUAACUGUUUUUGUAGAAAACGUUGACAAUAAAAUCUGAAAGUUAUCAUGUAUGUAUAAUUGUUGAAACAAUCCGCUUGUUAUUUGUUAUUCCUCAAAUUAAAUAAUAAUAAUUGUUACAUUAAUAAUUAGGUUUUUCAGUAUAAUUAAACUAAAUUUAGUGCAUUGUUGAAACGUGUUUUUUAUUUAUUUUAUUGUAGGAGUCACCGCGCAAAUAAAAAAUUUACAUGCGUCUUACAUUACACGAAGUAUCAAACUUGUAUGUAUUUUUUUCACCAUGAGAAUCAAGCGUACUUGAAAUUUGUAUCAUCGAGAAACAAAAUCUCACAUUCUUGUUAUUCUUUCUUUUUUGAAUUGGGAACACAUUGAGGAGGAAACAAAAAAUCAUAUCAAUUAAUCAAUGUAUGCAGUAAACAGCAGCUCUCUCAGAAAGGAAGAAAUUGUUGUUUCGAGACAAUCAUCAGUCAUAUUAUUUUAUAUGUAAUUAUAUAUAAUUAACAAUCGAAUGACUUAUUAUGUACAC